AUGCCUCGUCAAGGAAGAUCCGGAAGGGGAAGCGUCCCAUCUCGUCCAACAGUCUCAGCCCCCAGCAGACCACCUACCGUUCAGCAAACCCGACCAGCAACUACUGCUGCAUACCCACCAAGGCCAGCUUCUGGUGCAGCUCCCCCGGCAGCUCCUCAAGCACAAGCAGGUGCUCCACAAACCCAGAGUUCUUCUGGUCCAGGUCUAAUCGGACAAGUGGCUAGCACUGCAGCAGGUGUCGCCAUCGGAUCCUCAUUAGGCCAUGCCAUUACCGGUUUCUUCGGCGGUGGAUCUAGCGCACCCGAAGCUGCCCAAGAUAAUGCUGUAGCAGCCCAAACUCAAGAGAAGAAUCAAUUUGGCGAACCAAACUGUGGCUUCCAAGUCAAGAGCUUUACCAACUGCAUGGAUGAAAACCAAGGGAACAUGUCAAUUUGCAAUUGGUAUUUGGAGCAAUUGAAAGCGUGCCAGAACUCAGCAAGCCAAUAUUAA
Sclerotinia sclerotiorum 1980 UF-70 is the source of this 489-nucleotide messenger RNA. RefSeq lists its product as hypothetical. Gene Ontology annotation, cellular component: nucleus; mitochondrion. The transcript is spliced from 3 exons. The record is from RefSeq and is a predicted model, not a curated record. Lineage: Eukaryota; Fungi; Ascomycota; Leotiomycetes; Helotiales; Sclerotiniaceae. The coding region runs from base 1 to 489 and encodes 162 amino acids. Gene Ontology annotation, biological process: mitochondrion organization.